Messenger RNA from Eucalyptus grandis, 2472 nucleotides. Its product is annotated as pentatricopeptide repeat-containing protein At1g63330. The coding region runs from base 67 to 2073 and encodes 668 amino acids. The transcript has a single exon. Lineage: Eukaryota; Viridiplantae; Streptophyta; Magnoliopsida; Myrtales; Myrtaceae. The record is from RefSeq and is a predicted model, not a curated record. Gene Ontology annotation, molecular function: protein binding.
CGGGGAGAGAGAUAGAGAGAGCGCCAUGAGCUGAAGCUUUUCAGUUUUCAGAUUCGUCAUCAACCGAUGAAGCCAACGAAUAUCUGCCCUGCUUCUUCCAUCUUCCUCCUUCUUGGUGCUCCAGCUGCGAUCUCCAGCGAGUCCACAUCCCAUUCCAUCCUCCAUCUCCCUUUCUCGUCUCACCGUCGUCGGAGGUUUUCCUCGACCCCUAACCCUAAUUUAGACGACCCCAACCAGGUCUUGUGUUGCGUGAGGACAAAUCGCAGAGCUGGUGGUGGUGGUGGUGUGUUUACGAGUGUCGGUGAUGCCCUGUGUUGCUUCGGUAAAAUGAUAAAGGCGAGCCCUUUGCCUUCCCCCUGGGAUUUCAGUCUACUGUUGGGCGCUAUAGUGAGGAUGAAGCACUACUCGACUGCCAUCCGAUUGAUUGAGCAGCUGCCUUCUUUGGGGAUCGAGGGUGAUGUUGCCUUGCUCAAUAUUUGGAUAAAUUGCUUCUGCCGGUUAAAGCGGGUCGAUAUGGGCUUGUCUAUUCUGGGCAGAAUCUUCAAGCUUGGGUUUCACAUCGAUGUGGUGACGUGGAACACCCUGAUUGAUGGUCUCUUUAUUCAGGGCAAAACUGAUCAAGCACUGAGGUUCCUCGAUGAUAUGGGACGAAAUGGCCCCGAACCUAGUGAGACCACGUAUGCGAUAAUCACCAAGGGGUUAUGCAGGGCGGGUAACACCAGAUUGGCCAUCGAAUUGCUGAGGAACUGGGAAGAGAGAAGCUGCAGCAUCAAUUCCUUCACAUACAACAUAGUAAUAAAUGGUCUUUGCAAGGAGGGAUUGAUCACAGAGGCCUUGAGACUCCACAAAAGCAUGAGCGAGAAAGGUAUCAAACCAGAUGUUGUUACUUAUAACUCCUUGAUCCACGGUCUGUGCAAUGUAGGCCAGAUGGAAGAUGCUCUCAUAUUGUUGAAAGAGAUGACAAGCGGAGGCUUCCAACCCAACAUAUUCACUUAUACCUCCUUGGUUCAUUACUUGUGCAAGCUAGGCCAAUGGAAAGAUGCUACGGUCUUGUUGGAGAAGAUGAUGGAGGCAGGAAUUGAACCAGAUGUCGUUACUUAUAACUCUGUCAUUCAAGGAGUGUGCAAUUCCGGCCAAUUGAAAGAGGCCCAAAGACUGCUGAGUCAUAUGGUGCAAAGCAGAGUCAUGCCGGAUGUUCAAACCUUCAAUAUUCUGGUGGAUGCACAUUGUAAAGAGGGAAUGCUUGUAGAAGCAGAGGCCAUAAUCAACCAGAUGAUUCAAUUAGGUAAAAUGCCUGAUAGUUUCACUUAUAGUACAUUGAUGAAUGGUUAUUGUUUGCAAAAUAGGAUGGAUGAUGCUAUGGCGGUUCUUAAUUUGAUGGUUGAAAGAGGCUGCUUACCUAAUGUCGUUUCUUAUAACACAUUGAUUAACGGAUACUGCAAAGCGAAAAGAAUUGACAAAUCAAAAAUACUGUUCCAAGAAAUGCUUGAAAGGGGCUUGAAUCCUGAUGUCAUCACAUACAACACUCUCAUAAGUGGAUAUUGCCAGGUUGGGAACCUUGAAGCCGCGGGGGAGCUAAUUAACGAGAUGCAAUCUCGUGAUCUGUAUCUAAAUCAUUAUACCUUGAAUUCUUUCCUGGAUGGCUUGUGUAAAACGCGACAGAUUGACAAGGCCAUGACAUUGCUUCGGAAGAUAAUAAAUGGCAUGUGUAAUGCUGGAAAACUCGAUGGUGCAAAGGGGCUGUUUGAUAGUUUGCAUGCUCAAGGCUUGCAACCUAACGUGUGGACAUAUAACAUUCUCAUGCAUGAGUUGUGCAAAGGAGGACGUACGGAGGAAGCAUAUCUGCUUCUAAAGGAGAUGGAAGAAAAUGGAUGCUUUCCAGAUGGUGUCACUUACAACACAAUGAUCCAAGGACUACUAAGAAAUAACGAAAAUACUAGAGCAGCACAACUUGUCAAUGAAAUGGUUGAAAGGGGUUAUUCUGCAGAUGUAGCGACAAUGGAGUUGUGGAUCAAAUAUCUCAUGAUAAAUGGAACUUCUUCCUAUACUAGGAGAACUAUCCAUUGUCUCUGAGUUCUGUCCUAGUUUUCAUCUGAAAUGUGAUGAAGAGUAAAUCAGAUUAAUGCCAAGUUUUCUUCCAAACAUCUUCUCAUUGUGUCCCAUGUCCCAUUGAUGAAGUUUUUUCAAAUCUGAGAGACAAUUCACUGAAUCAAACUGCCCAAGAUGGCAAAUAUUUGGAGGGGUAUAAGGUGGAUUUUUAUCCUCAUAUAUCUAGGUUCGGUACGAAAUCUCUGUAUUGAACUAUUAUGUGUACUCAUCUGUUAGUGCUUUUGGUGCCUAAUGUUUUUCAAACAGGGGAAAUUCAUACAAAUGAUCAAGCAGUCUGAGGAUGAUAUUGUAUUAAAUAGAUGUUAAUAGCGAUAACUUUACUAUGUAAUGAAGUAUAUUAUGCCAUAAAUCCUGAUUAGCCUA